AUGGAUAUCCAGAGGAAUUCGGGAGAGCUGACGGACGCGGACGUGCUGGCGGUACUUGCGGCAAUCUUUGACCUUACCGUCAUCUCGCUGCUGAUCAUCACUUUCUGGGUGCUCGGUGGACUGUUGGUCGUGGAAUAUAAAAGGUAUCGCCAGCGGCGGACCAGAAAGUCGAAGGCCGUUGCCAUUAUGAAUGCGAAGAAACCCACUCCCGCGACGGCUACAUCCACUGCUGCUGUGGAAAUUCCCCCGAAUGAGGUUGAUUCCCCCGACCUCGACCAGGAUUGGGUUCCCGUUGAAGAACAUCAGAAUUUAACUACUGCCGUGGAUGAAUCGUCCCCAACUCAGCACUCGGGAAGCAAGGCUCUUAACGAAAUGGCUACGCAGUCGCAGGCCAGCGUAUCGCAGAAUAUGUUCAGUCUUCAGAAAUCGCAGGCUGACUCGCUCGAUUUGAUGCCGACUCAAGAACCAUCCUCAAAGAAAAGAGCUGCAUCCAAUAAAACAAAGGCUAAGCACCAGCAGGAGAAGUCCGGUUACUACGACGCCACCUUCAUCCCGGGAUUCACGUCGGCUCGUUUG
Molecule: messenger RNA, 576 nt
Organism: Mesorhabditis spiculigera
Lineage: Eukaryota; Metazoa; Nematoda; Chromadorea; Rhabditida; Rhabditidae
Source: the annotation of a GenBank genome assembly